CUUUCAAGUUCAAUUAAUCUUACUAUAUUGUACCUCUUCUUCUUCAAUUCUACCUGUCAUUCUCCUCCGAAUUUUCAAAUCAUGCUGCCCAGAAGCCGGACACUCCCUUCUAGAAUCUACAACGGUCAUGUUGAAGAAAGGCAAGAUAUCAGGCAUUAUCUGCAGGUGGAGGCACAGCCCAAACCUGAAAAUGCUGACACUGCCGAUCAACCUAUCAACCCCCUUCAAGCAAACUACUCCAAGUGCUUCGAUGACGACGGCAAACUCAAAAGAACAGGAACUUUGUGGACUGCAACAUCACAUAUCAUCACUGCUGUGAUCGGUUCCGGCGUGCUGUCGUUGGCAUGGGCCGUUGCGCAGCUCGGCUGGGUUGCUGGUCCUUUGGCCAUGGCCCUCUUCGCUUUCGUCAAUCUCUACACCUCAAAUCUCCUCUCCCUCUGUUACAGAUCAGGGGACUCAGUAACUGGAUCAAGAAAUUACACAUACAUGGAUGCUGUCAAGAAAAAUUUAGGCGGCCGGAAGGUGAAGCUAUGUGGUCUGAUUCAGUACCUCAAUUUGUUCGGCAUAGCCAUCGGCUACACCAUUGCUGCCUCUGUCAGCAUGCUUGCAGUAAAACGAUCAAACUGCUUCCACAAGACACACAAGAAGAGCAAAUGUCAUAUGUCUAGCAACGGAGAUAUGAUAACGUUUGGAAUCAUUGAGAUUCUCUUCUCUCAAAUUCCAGAUUUCGAUCAAGUAUGGUGGCUUUCCAUUGUUGCAGCUGUUAUGUCCUUCACCUACUCCACCGUCGGUCUUUCUCUCGGUAUCGCCAAAACUGCAGAAAAUGGAAGGUUCCAGGGAAGCCUUACCGGAAUAAGCAUCGGAACAGAGUCGCACGCCGGAUUGGUUACUCCGAACCAGAAGCUAUGGAGGACCUUACAGGCUCUAGGAGCCAUUGCCUUCGCUUACUCUUUCUCCAUCAUUCUGAUAGAAAUUCAGGAUACAGUGAAAUCACCGCCGGCAGAGCACAAAACGAUGAAGAAGGCGACGUCGAUUAGCAUAACAGUGACGACGGUGUUCUACAUACUGUGUGGAUGUAUGGGUUACGCUGCUUUCGGAGACGACGCUCCGAGCAAUCUUCUGACAGGAUUCGGAUUCUACGAUCCGUACUGGCUGCUCGACAUCGCAAACAUUGCGAUUGUGGUGCAUCUGGUGGGGGCGUACCAGGUGUUCUGUCAGCCAUUGUUUGCGUUCGUGGAGAAAUGGAGCGCGCAGAGGUGGAGCCGGAGCAGCUUCGUGACGGCGGAGUAUGACAUAAGCGUUCCCAUGGUGUGCGGCGGCGUUUAUCGGCUGAAUCUGUUCCGUGUGGUUUGGAGGAGUGCGUUCGUGGUGGUGACGACGGUGAUUUCGAUGCUGCUGCCGUUCUUCAACGACGUGGUGGGGCUGCUUGGGGCUUUGGGAUUCUGGCCGCUGACGGUGUAUUUUCCGGUGGAGAUGUACAUUGCGCAGAAGAAGAUUGGGCGGUGGACGAGCCGCUGGGUAGGGCUGCAGAUCCUGAGCGGGGCUUGUCUGGCGGUGUCGGUGGCAGCGGCGGUGGGGUCGGUGGCGGGGGUGGUGCUUGAUCUCAAGACGUAUAAGCCCUUCAAAACUAGCUAUUGAGGGUGAGUGCCAUUGAUGAUGAAUCAAAUAUAUAUAUGUAUGUCUGGAGGAUGUGGUGAGUGCAGAGAUGGAAUAAACUGAGCUACUCAUGUGUAGGUUGGUUUCUAUGUGUGUGAAACGAGUACGUUGUACGGAGGUGGGUGUGUUUGCAAGUUUAAAUUUUGAGCUAGAGAUUUUACUAAUAAAAAUUUUGAAUUAGAA
Molecule: messenger RNA, 1839 nt
Organism: Andrographis paniculata
Lineage: Eukaryota; Viridiplantae; Streptophyta; Magnoliopsida; Lamiales; Acanthaceae
Product: amino acid permease 4-like
Exons: 7
Coding region: 82-1638 (518 amino acids)
Cellular component (GO): plasma membrane
Source: RefSeq, a predicted model, not a curated record